Messenger RNA from Cuscuta europaea, 1312 nucleotides. The record is from the annotation of a GenBank genome assembly. Lineage: Eukaryota; Viridiplantae; Streptophyta; Magnoliopsida; Solanales; Convolvulaceae.
CGUACAUGUGUAAACUAGUGUGUAGUGUGGCAGAAUAUGACGUGUUGCGCUAGUUGGCAGUCUGCUGAGUAAUGGACGAGGUGAUCAUCCAAGACGAGGGGGUUAAGAGCCCUCAUCCUUGUUAAUGUCUUUUUGCCUUCUAUUCUAGUUCUUGCCCGAUUGGAGUUGAGAGAUGUCUCUAGGUUGAGGAGUAGAUACUAGUACGUCGAGGUGCCGCCCACGAUCUAGUUCACGGAUUUGAUCUUAUUGAUGAACCCUAACCAAGGAAAUCCUAUGAGAGAAUCCUUGUAUGAAGGUCAUUGGCUCUAGACUAUCACCAGUGGGCCUAAACCGGGGGCAAUAUGAUGUCAAAAUAGCUGCUUCUAUGGUGUUCGUGGUCGAGGGGCCAUGGCUACAUCCUCCUUUGUUGGGACGAAGCGCCGAAAUAUUUCUUGGAGGUAGCCAGAGUGUUUGCUAUAGGUGGCCGGAGCGUCUGUGUUAUUCAGAGGUUAAGCCUCAUCAAAAUACUUAGCCGACAUGUAUUUGUGAUCGCCUUAUGGUUGAGGAAUGCUUCGUUCUAGACUAGUGGUGUGUCAGGUGGCGCAAUCUAAGUUGUUGGAAGUUCAGUAGACGCAUCGAUUGAACUGAGGGGCAACCGGCGUGUUGACGUUGUCUUGAGUUUGAUGUUGUCUUCAUUACUUCACCUAUAAAUACCCCUCUCCGAAGUUCAUUUGUGUUUGACGCAAGGUGCUGCCAAUUUUCGUAGAGAAUGAAACUUCUUGUCAUUCUUCACUCACCUUCAAAUCUUCAAGUUGAGUUCUUCGCCCAAUUCUCACUACUUUCAUAUAUUUUGCUAUUAGAGUUGUAGAUUUAGUGUUUAGAUGAGAAUUUCUUUUAGAUCCAUAAUGAGAUGUCUCUAGUUGUUAGUGCAUUGUCAAUCAGUAUGCCGUCGAGGUGCCUUCUAUCCAUAAUGAGAAUUGCUCAAAUCUUCUCAUCAUCUUGCUGAACUCUGGGGAGUGUGAUCACUGUUAUGUGCACCACUGGGGAUGCAUGUCCUCACGCUAGGGUACAAGAGCUGGACGGGCAACGUGCUCUCCCUGUCGAUGGGGUACUUAAGAGCGUUUACCUUUUUCAUUUUCAAGGGCUUGAGGUUUCCGUUACACCCCUCCCUAGUGAGGUACUUCGAAUUACGGGUCUUCGACCGACCAAGUUGUUUAGGAAAUUCCUUCUUCUUCUUGCAUCAAUAGUGGAGUUCUUCCAUUUUGCUAUUUUGGAAAAUGGGGUAUCGUACCUAUUUAAAAAUGAAAAUACAACUCGGAUACCCAUUUUAAAA